This is a messenger RNA of Procambarus clarkii (red swamp crayfish), 1920 nucleotides long. The record is from RefSeq and is a predicted model, not a curated record. Lineage: Eukaryota; Metazoa; Arthropoda; Malacostraca; Decapoda; Cambaridae.
AUGCUGACUCUAGUAAAUGAGUACCACCUUACAGCCCCACAUGGAGCCACUAAAACUGAUCUGCACAACCUUAUCCAGGACCACUUAUUAGACAAUGAUGCUAUUACUCCUGAAUCUCAUGAACAUUACUUAAUUGAAGACAAGAACGCCUUGGCAGCCAUAAAAUUGAAGCUAGAACUCGCUAAUGCUGAACAUGAACGUCUGAAAGAACAAGCUGCCUUUGAGAAGGAAGCUCUCCAAAGGAAGGAACGAGAAGCUGAGCUUCAACUUAAGCUCGCUGAAAAACAAGCCGAACUUGAGAAAGAACAAGCUGCCCUACAACGUGUGCAGGUUGAAUUACAACGUGAGCGUGAGAAGGAAACUCUUCAGCUCGCUAAAAAACAAGCUGCCCUACAACGUGAGCAGGUUGAAUUCCAACGUGAGUGUGAGAGGGAACAGCUCGAAGUAAAAGAACGCGAGCUGAAGAUACAACGUGAACAUGAGAAGAAACAAGCCGACAUGACUCUAGACCACCGUAGAAAAGAACUCGACUUGGAAACUACACACCACACUCGGCCUUUUCCCAUGACAGGAAUUCAACUUCUCUUGGUGGAAAAUCCUGUUUUGCAGUUGGUUGAAGAGGUCCAAUCAAAAGAUUCUGAAGACAUCUUCCCUCCUAUUAUGGUGACGAAGCGGGCCACAGCUGCUGCAGCUGUUCCUCAAGAUCCUCCGAGCCUCCCACCAAAUCUCACAGUGCUGGAAUUCCGACUAACGGGACCAACGGGACUAGCAGGACUAACGGGACCAACGGGACCAGCAGGACUAACGGGACCAACGGGACCAGCAGGACUAACGAGACCAACGGGACCAGCAGGACUAACGGGACCAACGGGGCCUGCAGGACUAACGGGACCAACGGGACCAGCAGGACCAACAGGGCCUGCAGGACUAACGGGACCAACGGGGCCUGCAGGACUACCGGGACCAACGGGGCCUGCAGGACUAACGGGACCAACGGGGCCUGCAGGACUAACGGGACCAACAGGACUAAUGGGACCAGCAGGACUAACGGGACCAACGGGACCAGCAGGACUAACGGGACCAACGAGACCUGCAGGACUAACGGGACCAACGGGGCCUGCAGGACCAACGGGACCAGCAGGACUAACGAGACCAACGGGACCAGCAGGACUAACGGGACCAACGGGGCCUGCAGGACUAACGGGACCAACGGGACCUGCAGGAUUAACGGGACCAACGGGACCAGCAGGACUAACGGGACCAACGGGGCCUGCAGGACUAAUGGGACCAACGGGACCAGCAGGACUAACGGGACCAACGGGGCCUGCAGGACUAACGGGACCAACAGGACUAAUGGGACCAGCAGGACUAACGGGACCAACGGGACCAGCAGGACUAACGGGACCAACGAGACCUGCAGGACUAACGGGACCAACGGGGCCUGCAGGACUAACGGGACCAACGGGACCAGAAGGACUAACGGGACCAACGGGACCAGCAGGACUAACGGGACCAACGAGACCUGCAGGACUAACGGGACCAACGGGGACUAACGGGACCAACGGGGCCUGCAGGACUAACGGGACUAACGGACCAGCAGGACUAACGGGACCAACGGGACCAGCAGGACUAACGGGACCAACGGGACCAGCAGGACUAACGGGACCAACGGGGACUAACGGGACCAACGGGACCAGCAGGACUAACGGACCAACGGGACCAGCAGGACUAACGGGACCAACGGGACCAGCAGGACUAACGGGAUUAAUAGGACUAAUGGGACCAACGGGACCAGCAGGACUAACGGGACCAACGGGACCUGCAGGACUAACGGGACCAGAAGGACUAACGGGACCAACGGGACCAGCAGGACUAACGGGACCAGCAGGACUAACGGGACCAACGGGCCUGCAGGACUAA